AUUCGAUCGAUUAAUGAUUUCAAUUUGCCUUUAUAUGGUAAGAGUAAAAUAUUACAUAGUGAAGAGACUUCCGCUGAAUGAGGAAAGUAAAAGGAUUCCAUCCCCCCUCAAUGGCUGCCAAGGGUCUUUCCCACUUUUUCCAGAAGGAUAAGACGUUCCGUCCCAAAAGAAAACUUGAAGAAGGAACAUUACGUUAUGAACUUCACAAACAAUCCAAGGCUUCAUUGCACUCUGGAAUCAAUUUGAAAGAAUGCGUGAAACUCCCAGAUGAUGAAGAUUUGAACGACUGGGUUGCUGUUCACAUUGUGGAUUUCUUUAAUCGCAUUAACUUGAUUUAUGGAGCAAUUUCUGAAGUCUGCACUGAUGAGAGUUGUCCAACUAUGUCUGGAGGAAAAAGGUAUGAGUACCAUUGGUGUGAUGGAGACAAAUAUAAAAAACCAACUUCAGUUCCAGCACAGGAGUAUAUCUCCUUGCUGAUGGAUUGGGUGGAGAGCCAAAUUAACAAUGAGGAUAUAUUCCCAAUUGAUAAAGAUGUUCCAUUUCCAAAAACAUUUCUUCCAACUGCCAAGAAGAUCCUUACAAGACUCUUUAGGGUGUUUGUUCAUGUUUACAUCCAUCACUUUGACAAAGUACAAUCCUUAGGAGCUGAAGCUCACGUAAACCAGUGUUACAAGCAUUUCUAUUAUUUUGUUACUGAGCUUAACCUUGUGGACAGAAAAGAAUUGGAGCCUUUGAAAGCAAUGACUCAGAAGCUGUGUUCCUGACAUGAAGGAAUAUAUUUGAGACUAUUAUUAGUUGUUUGUAAAUAGAAUACACGUUUCUAAGGUCGCAAUGAUAAUUCCCCACUGUGAAGUAUUCGACCUUUUCCAGGCUUCAGUUGGUUAAACGGAGCGAAGUCGUUAAAGACGCGACAUAAACGGAAGAGCGAAAUGGAGGGAGGCCUAGGUCGGUUCGCGACCCGAUCCAAACUUCCCUCGUUCCUUUACUCCCCCGCUACUAUCGUGCCGGUUACCAUCAGGCUUUGUGUUACUAACUAAACGGCUGGAACAGGCUAUGAAGUAUUUAAUGAAGUCAAAAUUACGCUUUCAUAUGAAAAUGAGCUUUUAAUAUGCAUGCAUAUUUUCAUAGAUUGAAAAUUAUAUCAUCUUCUAUCAAUGAAUACAUUCUUACAAAUUUGAUAGUCAGUUGUUUAUAAGAAAAUCUGGAUUACGAAGAAACAGUAUUAAGCAUUAAUAAAGAUUACCUUGUUACUAAUUUUCAGGUGGCAAGAAUUAGGUAUAUCAGCAUAUGUUGAUUCUUUAUGAAAGCUGGAGAAAAGUUUCUAACUAUUUUCAGAUUUUGUACUUUCAUUAAGUGUCGAACUUUCUCAAGGGUGAUUCGUUAAAUAAAACCUUACUCC
This is a messenger RNA of Pocillopora verrucosa, 1399 nucleotides long. RefSeq names its product MOB kinase activator-like 3. Lineage: Eukaryota; Metazoa; Cnidaria; Anthozoa; Scleractinia; Pocilloporidae. Gene Ontology annotation, cellular component: cytoplasm. The record is from RefSeq and is a predicted model, not a curated record.